Pedinophyceae sp. YPF-701 is the source of this 3327-nucleotide messenger RNA. The record is from the annotation of a GenBank genome assembly. Lineage: Eukaryota; Viridiplantae; Chlorophyta; Pedinophyceae.
AUGGCGUCCAGCACCGCGCUGGGAGGGGCGCCCGGCGCGGCCUGUGUCGACGGGCUGCUGCGCGCCCGAGAGCUCAAGGAACGCGGCAACGAUCUGUGCCGGUUGCUGGACUUCGCAGGCGCUGCUGCCGUCUACCGGGACGCUCUGGUUCAGGUCGGUGUCGGAGGUCUGCCGCGCGCUGAAAGGAAGUGUCUUGAUCAGAACUCACUCGGCACGAUCGGAGGCGCACGCGGCCCGUGUGCUGCUCCCCGGGGCAGAGGCGCGAGCAGUGGCAAGACGGCGCGUGUCCUCGGAGCCCGGGUCGCCAUUCCACCUGAUAGCAGCCUCACUCAUCGACGGUUUCGGUCCGUGCAGGUCGACCUGACGCACGAUCCGUCUCUCGAAGCGAGCGAACUGGCAUCUCAGCUGCACUCGAACCUCUCACAGGCGCAGCUGUGCAUCGGGAAGCUCGAGGACGCGUCGCAAGCAGCGGCACAAGCUCUGUCGUUGGACCCCACAAACCGCAAGGCCCGCUACCGCCUCGCGGUCGCACACUGCCAGAGAGGCAGCUUCGACGGUGCCCUUCGCCUGUACGACGAGCCCUCGCAGUCUGACGCGACGAGAGAGCCGAACGCGACCGACGCACGCACCGCUGAAGAAACGCUGCUUGUCGACCGCGCCCGGCUGCUCGCGGCGUUCCAGACCCUCGUGGACGAGGCACUACGCGAGACCAGGUCAGUCAGCGGGUCCGUCGAGCGGACCUCGUCCUCGAAGCCCGCCUCGGACGCACCGGACGAUGUCGUUCAAACACACUCGGUCGAAGAUCGCGUGCGUGCGCUCGUCGAGACGCUGCGCUCCGACGACGAGGACGCGGACCGGGCCAUCCUGGACGCCCUGCGCCACCUGAGCGACCUCGUGGGGCCCUGCGACGUCACGGCGCUGCGGGCGAAGGCCGCCCUGGUAGCCUGCAACGGACACUGGGUCGUGCUUGCCCACCUCGCCGCGGGCCCGCCCAACGUCUCCCUGCACGCGGCGAGAGCGAUCGUGCGCGCGUGCUGCGUGGGGCGCGCCGGCGACGGAAGCCCCGUGUGCCACGCCGGCGGCAGCGCCCAGGUGCUCGCAGCGCGCAUCCUCACCGGCCUGCAACGCGGCGAAUGUGGGGUCCGCGCCGCCGCGGCACUCGCUCUCGAGGGCCUCUUCGCUGACCGCCUCCUCUCGAGCCACCUCGUUGCCGCCUCGCCGUCAGCCGGGGACGCGAGCGCGACGCUCGCCGGCGCGCUGCUGGCGAACGUCGACGCCGCGGCGACGGGCGGUGCCGCCAAGUCUGACCGACGGAGUGGAGACAGCGCUCUCGCCGUGGCCGCUCUGUCCCUGCGGGCGCUUUCUCGCGUCGCGGCGACCCCAGCAGGCCGCUGCCAGCUCCUCGGCGCGUGCAGCAAGCUCGGCCCCGUCUCGACGGUCCUGCGCGCGCUGCCGGGGCUCGGCGCGAGCUGGCUCGACGAGGACAGCGGCUCUGCGGGUUCUGCGGCGGAUCCGGCCCUCGCAGCGCUGGCUUCGGCGUACAACGCUGCGUCCGCGGAUGCGCUGCGAUGCGGGUUCCGCUGCGUCGCGUCGCUGUGCGCGCGAGACGAUCUGGUGCGCGCGGAGCUGCGCCGUGAGAGCGAUGCCAGGGCGGGGCCGCGGCGCGCCGGGCGCGACGUCGCAGCGGUCGGGCUGGUGCGCCUGCUCGAGAGACUGGAUUCCGUGUCUCCGAAGCGCAUGGUUCGCGCUGGAGGGCCGAGCGGCGCCGCGUACGUCCUCAAGAAGUACGCCUCGGACUACCGCGCGAACCCGCUCGGCGCCGACGUCGUCGGCGUCGCCCGGGCGGUGCAAGCCACGCUGCAGCAGGACGGCACGACCGCCACCUCCGACGACGACUCCGCAGCGAGCUCUGGCGUCGAGGCGCUGCUCAGUCCGCCCGACCACGAGGCGCUCGGUCGUCCGCCUCUCGUGGAGGCGCUGUGUGCCGUGGGCGCCCUGGCGGGGGCCGGCGCAGGUGUGUGGGCGCAGCGGCUGGCAGCCGCGGACGUCAUGGACGUUCUCGGGGCGACGUGGGAGUACGACUGCGCGGAGACGCGGGAGGCGGGGUCGCGCGCGGCUGCGCUCCUCGCGUGCAGGAGCAAGCUCGUCCUGAAGCGCAUCGUCACGUCCGGACACGUCACCGCGCUGGCCGCUGCAGCGGUCCUCCCCGCGAGCCAAACAGGCGCAGCAGGGCACGCGCGGGCCCGCCACGUCAGCACCGCGGCGCUCGCGCGGCUGUCGUCGCUCUGCGCCUCGCUCGACUCCGGAGAGCUCGGCCAGCUGUGCGGCGGGGCGCCCAAGUCGAGCGUGCUCGCGCACGCCACCACCCUGUUGAACGAUCACGCGCGAAACUGCGCGGCGGGGGGGGCGCAGCAGCGCGAGCACGAUGUCGACGCCGCUGCGGAGUUCCUGCGGGCCUUCCUCGAUCGCGUCGCCACCGACGGCGACGCCCGGACCGUCGCUGAGAGCAGCCACGACCUCGCUGGUAUCCGCGACGGGCUCUCGGCGCUGGCCUCGCCGGGCCGUCGCGAUGUCGGCGAUCCGGAGCCAGCGGUUGGCCAUCCAACGGCGCCCGAAGCGCCCCGGAGCGGCGCAGCGGUUCCUGAUGUGGUGUCUGGCAAAACAACCCCGGAGCAGUCACUCGAGACGUCCCCGGUCCGACCGGCGCCCGAGACGGCCGCGGAGGGCGACGGGUACGACUCGGACGGCCUGCGCGUGGUGGCGGAGAGCAGCAUGUGGGGCCGCGGGGCCGUGAAGGAGGCGCGCCUGAGGUGGUUGGCGGCGCCGCUGGCCGACCGCGUGCGCUGGAUGCAGACCUCUGCGGACGUGCACGUGUUCGUGUCGGUGCCGCGGGGCACGCGCGGCAAGGACGUCAAAGUCGACAUCGCCGCCAAACGCCUCGGAAUCUCCCUGUCGUGGCUCGGCGAGCUGCUGGAGGGGCCUCUCGAGCGCCCGUGCCGGGCCUCGGACGCGCUGUGGGCGCUCGAGCACAGCGACAAGGACGAGACGCUCAGCGCCUCCGUCGUCCACAUCGUCCUGCCCAAGUCUGGCCCGGCCUUCUGGCGCUCCCUGUUCGAAGGGGGUGUGUUGCGCAAAACACACCUCGAGAUCCUGCAAGAGAUGGUCGACGCGGACGAGCCCGUGCAGAGCUACGACGAGUUGGACCCGGAGGCGCAGGACAUCGUGGACCAGCUCCGGGAGCGGCAGGCGCUGGUGGCAGCGGGGCACAUCGACCUGGAGCGCAGCUUCGACGACUUCCGCCUCGUCCUUGGCGACGACCUGGGCUGA